This is a messenger RNA of Psammomys obesus (fat sand rat), 2470 nucleotides long. It is a transcript of the gene Siral2, whose product is annotated as family with sequence similarity 118 member A. The transcript is spliced from 9 exons. NCBI's taxonomy places the organism in Eukaryota, Metazoa, Chordata, Mammalia, Rodentia, Muridae. The coding region runs from base 99 to 1229 and encodes 376 amino acids. The record is from RefSeq and is a predicted model, not a curated record.
CUUCUGAAACUUCUAGGGAGAGAUAAGGCUGGGCAAAUCUCCCACUUGGGCUUCGGUUUGAAAACAAAGGGGAGAUUUUAGGCAGUCUCUGGAUAAUUAUGAGGUUUGGCUCUGAUCUUUUGGCUACUGAAAAAACAGGAAAUGAGGAUUCACAGAUGGAGUCAGCGGAAAAGACAACGAACAGAAGUGAACAAAAAUCCAGAAAGUUUUUAAAGAGCCUCAUUAGGAAGCAACCGCAGGACCUGCUCCUGGUCAUUGGGACUGGCGUGAGCGCAGCAGUGGCCCCCGGAAUCCGCGCGCUCUGCUCUUGGAGGAGCUGCAUUGAGGCAGUCAUUGAGGCCGCAGAGCAGCUGGAGGUCCUGCACCCUGGGGACGUGGCCGAGUUCCGGAGGAAGGUGACGAAGGACCGGGACCUGCUGGUUGUGGCCCAUGACCUGAUCCGGAAGAUGUCACCUCGUACAGGCGACACCAAGCCCAACUUCUUCCAGGACUGCCUGAUGGAGGUUUUUGACAGCCUAGAGCAGCACAUCCAGAACCCUGUGGUCCUGCAGUCCAUCCUCAGCCUGAUGGACAGAGGCACCAUGGUACUGACUACCAACUAUGACAACCUGCUGGAGAUCUUUGGGCAGCAGCAGAGCAAACCCAUGGAGUCUCUGGACUUGAAGGACAAGAAGAAGGUCCUUCAGUGGGCCAGAGGUCACAUCAAGUAUGGAGUUCUUCAUAUUCAUGGCUUGUACACAGACCCCUGUGGGAUGGUACUAGAUCCAUCGGGCUAUAAAGAUGUCACUCAAGAUCCAGAAGUCAUGGAAGUCCUGCAGAACCUGUACCGAACCAAGUCAUUCCUGUUCGUGGGCUGUGGAGAGACCCUGCGUGACCAGAUAUUCCAAGCUCUCUUUCUGUACUCAGUGCCAAAUAAGGUGGACUUAGAGCACUACAUGUUAGUGCUCAAGGAGAACGAAGACCAUUUCUUUAAGCAUCAAGCAGAUAUGCUUUUGCAUGGAAUUAAAGUGGUGUCCUAUGGGGACUGUUUUGACCUUUUCCCCGGAUAUGUGCAAGACCUUGCCACUCAGAUCUGCAAACAGCAAAGUCCAGAUGCUGAGCGAGUGGACAGCACCACCUUACUGGGUAACGCAUGUCAGGAUUGUGCGAAGAGGAAGUUGGAAGAGAAUGGAAUUGAAGUUACAAAAAAAGUCAGACAGUCAGACAGCGAUGAUGCUGGAGGGUCUUGAAAUUUUUCGAACUUGAAACUUGAAAACCAGCCUUCUGUAACCACAGUGCCAUGCCCAAGCGAUGAGGAAUGUACAGAGGACUCCAUAUGGAUCUCUUAAUAGUGAACUGUCGCAUACCCCCAAAACAGCCGUGUGGGUGUGUGACCUUUGUGAAUGACAGCUCCACUAUGUGCUUAGCUGCUCAGGUGGUGACAUGGACACACUUCAGGUAUAAUCUGUAAGGAUUAAUGGACAGCUACCUCAGGGACCAAAUUGGGGGGUGGGAGGUGGGAUAUACCUGGCAUUGUUCCCUUCUCCCUUUUGACAUGUUUUAAGUCAGGGUGUUAUUUUUCCUAAUACAUGGAGGAGAAUGAAGACUGUCCAAGCAACAGUAGUUGCCAAAGAGAAAAUAAGACAUAAACAUUUAUAUUUCUAUCUUUAUGUGGAAACAUCUUUUACUGUAGAAAGUUUUUUAAAGAAGUGUUGGUUAAAUUGUUAAGUAGUAAAUAAGUGGAUAGUAGAGGCACUGAACCCACUAGUGGAAAUGGUUGUUUUUAAAGGGAUGAUUAGAUUGAUUGGGUUUCUUUGGAAUUGUGACAUUUCAGUAAUUUCUGUUCCAAAGAAAUGUCAGACUGUCUGUUAGGGAGUGUUAGGUCCAGAGAGACUGAAGACCUUUUUCAAAGUCUUUAGUGCUGUCUAGGUCUACCAUGUGACUUACAAGUUAAAUGUGAAGCACAAGAGCAAGCUGUAAACUUUCAGAAGUUCUAAGCUUUCCUAGUCUUAUUUCUCCAGGAUAAGGCCCAUCCUUUCUGUUCUCCUCUCUUUCCAUGGUUCAUAUUAAGACUUAAACAGAGUGGGGUAGGCAGUACUUUGAAAGGGCUUACCACAUUUUAACUACUUUCAAGGUUUACUUCUGGGGAUUGCACAUGCCCAGAGCUCCUCUGAUAGUGCCUGUGGCAAAGGCUCACGUGUUACACAGAGUGGUCCUGAAAGGAAGACUUCUUGGAAACAGGCCUUGCAUGGCUCAUUUGGGGCUACCCAUCUUUGAUAUGAUGCCAAGCUCUUUGCUACCUAGCCAAGCCCUGCCUGUGACAUUGCAUGGAUGGCACUGUUGCUCCCAGGGGGACAGGGAUAAUUAAGAACAAGGAACAUAGGUUGAGACAGAGAAGCCAGAGACAAGCUAAAGAACCUCCCCAACCCCUUUUUAAGUGUGGAAAAUAAAUCUUUUAUGUCACUGGUUAUAAAUAAAAUUUUAAAGUCAA